Messenger RNA from Beauveria bassiana ARSEF 2860, 1764 nucleotides. Its product is annotated as RNA recognition domain-containing protein 2. The transcript has 8 exons. Gene Ontology annotation, molecular function: nucleic acid binding. The record is from RefSeq and is a predicted model, not a curated record. The coding region runs from base 1 to 1764 and encodes 587 amino acids. NCBI's taxonomy places the organism in Eukaryota, Fungi, Ascomycota, Sordariomycetes, Hypocreales, Cordycipitaceae.
AUGCCCUUUUCGUCUCCAUCUCCUUCUGGAGGCGGCGACUCGUCCAUAAGCUCUCCGGAUACCAGAUUGACAGCGCCAUCACCCAAUGAUGCAAUCAAACGCGACGUGUCAUCUAUCAGAAGUAAUAGUGACAUUGAAGACAAUGGCCUCCACAGAGACAAGCAAAUGGUUCACCGCAGACCGAAUGAACAGCGUGAACGUGAGAAAGACCCAUUCGUAACACCAGGCCGAGCUUCGAAGAGUGGACUGUCUCCGACUGCUUCUGCAUUCAGCCCAUUCCAUAUUUUGACGGACAGUCUCACUUAUCCAGAGAUACACGUACCGGUCAAUAUGCUCAGUCAGAGCAUGGGAAUGUCCAGAUGGCUGAAGAUAAUCGCAGAGCGACCUCUCACUCCACAGGAGGUCAAUGGGUGGCUUCAAGAUCUUGAGAAGAGCUCAAGAGUCUUCCACGGAGCUAGGAGAAUUAUCGAAAGAAAUGGUAUCGUGGGAAUCUUCUUCGAGGACAUCAGAGAUGCAUGGCUAUUCCAAAAUCAGACCAGCUCUUCCAACUUUGACUGGCAAGUCACCCAUGAUGCCUCGGCCGAUUUGUAUCCCUUGCCUCGAGAUAGUGGCCAGUUAGUGGUCUUGGCUACGGUGCCACCGGGGUCAACAACCAGUGCAGAGCAAGUCGUCACAGAAGUUAUGACGAACCUUAGAGUCCACGGCGAAAUAUUUGCAUUUGAAAAGAAAAUGACCUAUCUGGAUGGGUCUUUCAGAGGUAUUGUUGAGUAUUGUGAUGUUGUGGCGGCCAAAACCGCGCUCACUCAAGCGCCAACGUCAGAAGGACAGAGUGGAAUAAGGAUUGUCAUUGCACCAUAUCAGGAGGAAGAGUCGAUGCCAACUGGUGGUGCGCGAAACUGCGACACUAUUCGCAUCUCCAAUCCAAACGCUAGCUGGGAGUACGGGCUCGUCAGCUCCAAACAGAACUCGAUACCUCAGACUAACCUUUGCCUGAAUACAUCCCUUGCAAUGUAUCCGGUAAUUGCACAGCCCUCUUAUACGCCAAGUUUCCCAUAUCUGGUAAACUCCUUCAUCACCAGUGCGUCAGGCGCCGGAGUGGCGCCGUUGUCAACACCCAUUUCGCCGUCCUAUCAGAGAGUUUCAGCAGCUUAUCGGAAGCCUCCAUCUCCAGCCCUCACUGUGCAAAACGGGUUUAGUCCAUCGAGAUCCAACCCAGCCUACGGUAGAUUAUAUCGGCGGCAACACGCUGCGCGAGUAAACAGAAACUCCUUCCAAAGUCCGAGCAGCCACCACAACCAUGUGGACGUGCAUCGGAUCAGAGAAGGAAUCGAUGUUCGAACAACGAUUAUGUUGCGCAAUAUACCGAAUAAAGUAGACCAAGCAAUGCUCAAGCGAAUUGUCGACGAGUCCAGCUGGGGCAAAUAUGAUUUCAUGUAUCUCCGUAUAGACUUUGCAAACGACUGCAAUGUUGGAUACGCGUUCAUUAACUUUGUAGAUCUCUACUUUACCUCAAAUGGUCCCAUGCCGGAAAUGGCUGGCCAGGAAGAGCAAUUCCCCGAGCCGGAUAACCAAUCUAAAAUGAAGCGCAGUUGCGAAAAUGCUGAGCACGUCGGACUAUUCACACCAAAUGCUGGACAGCACUUUCGUGACGAGCAGCGUCGUAGACGCUCGCAGUAUGAUCGAGGAACCCGUUUGGCCGCUCUUGAAGAAUACGACUUGGAGGCCAUACAGCAUCUUUACAUUGGGAGUGAGAGACCGGAAUAG